AUGGCCACACUGGCUAUGGCUGAUCAGGGAGCCCUGUCAAUUGGUAACAAUAUUGACGAUGCAGCGAUAAGUGGUCACAUUCCAUCGCCAUCAAGCCCUGCGCCAGAAAAGCAAUCACCGGGAUGGAAGAAAUCUCAUCAACGACUCGUUACCGCUGUGCGCGUAAGUGAUGUGGUAACCUCGGACAAGGCGCAAGAAAUUCCGGUGCAAAAAGAUAUACCAGUAACACCGGGUGACAAUGGGAAACUCAUAAAUGCUACAAAGGAAGAGACUGUCAUGAAAAGCCUUGCUGAUCAGGAGCCAAGCGCUGGUAUACCCCAACCUUCUGAGCUUCCAAGCACGAGCUUUGAGGGUCACAGUCUGGUUGAUUCAAUGAAUGAAUCCGAAAGCUCAAGUAGCAGUGAUUCGACCGUCAUCGGAUCAUCAGACGAAAGAGGUGUAAGUAGAGGGAGGCGCGGCAGAAGUCGCAAAACGUCCUCUCAGUCGACAAAGCUGGAUGCCUUGAGAUAUCUCGAAUCCGACUCAAUACGGACUUCCUCAAAUAGCUCUCCAUUCGGUCGUUCGUCAGUGGCACCGCUCAAUACAUCGCCGUCCAGCCAAAGCAGCACAUCGUCUCGCAGCAGUGGCUUCUACAGCGACGGGCUUACUGGGGACGACACAGACCGGAGUACAAGCCCAGAGCAAAGUCCGUUCAAUCGAGGGCUCCGCAUCAGGCCGGGGCUGCCUUACAUUGGGAGACGGCACAGUAGCUAUGGUACGCCCGAGAUGCCAAGAGGAAAUACCACGCUGCCUCACGUCUCCCCCAAAGUCCUCACUUCUCGAAUACUUGGACAGCCUCAUCCGCACGUCUCCAACCUUCCACGAGCCGAGAAGCUACCCUUGACCGGUUAUGAGCAGUUGGCCUCCCAGCUAUCUAGUCAAGGCUCUGAGAGCUCUGGACCCCAUCUGCGACCUAUUUAUCGCAGAUUUGAAAAACUGAAUCAUCGCCUGCUGUUACAUCUGCAAGAUGAGAUUUCUGAGUUGGAAGAGCAAUUGCACAGACUUGACACUGCGGAUACACAGACCAGGAGGCUGCAGACUUGUAUCAUGCCAGCGUCUCGGCGGGCUGAAACUCUAGCGGGAGGCGAGCUUCAAUGGCAUCGAACAGAUAUUCUUGGCAAGAUUGGUUUCAAGUUGGAGCAAUACAACCGUAUUCUAGCAUCAUUUCAAGCAACCGAAUGCUUCGAGACUCCAACCAUGGCUGACGUUCACGAGUAUCGGGGAUACUUGGCAACUCAUCGGCCAAUCGUUGAGAUUGAAAGUCAAUUCCUUGAUGCAGGAGAGGACCUCAUCUGUCUCGGUGACACUUUCGACAGCGGGUACGACGAAGAUGCGGCACCAACUCCCACGCCUCGUCGUGGCUCAAUCUCGUUCGAGCAGAGGUCGCUAGAUGAUGAUCCCCAGCAGUAUUUUCCGACUGUGAAUGACAAGGACUCUGCGUUGGAUGAUCCCUCAGUCCCGAUAAAUCUUGCCCUGGCCAUCGCCGUGGUCGUUCCGACAUUAAUAUUCAGCUUGAUCCCGGGCUUACUUGGACGCAUGGUCGUCGUAGCCUUGGUGGGGACUGGGGUUGUUGGCAUACUCAGACGAGGCCACGUGAUUGGCACACGCGUGACAAAGGAUUUUUGCAUUUGCGCUGGAACAUAUGGUGCCAUUAUGGCAGUGAUUGCGAGUGUUUGUGGAUAG
Messenger RNA from Pestalotiopsis fici W106-1, 1722 nucleotides. RefSeq lists its product as uncharacterized. The coding region runs from base 1 to 1722 and encodes 573 amino acids. The transcript has 2 exons. NCBI's taxonomy places the organism in Eukaryota, Fungi, Ascomycota, Sordariomycetes, Amphisphaeriales, Sporocadaceae. The record is from RefSeq and is a predicted model, not a curated record.